Molecule: messenger RNA, 1176 nt
Organism: Ziziphus jujuba (common jujube)
Lineage: Eukaryota; Viridiplantae; Streptophyta; Magnoliopsida; Rosales; Rhamnaceae
Product: glyoxylate/hydroxypyruvate reductase HPR3
Exons: 2
Coding region: 133-1158 (341 amino acids)
Cellular component (GO): cytosol
Molecular function (GO): glyoxylate reductase (NADPH) activity; NAD binding; hydroxypyruvate reductase [NAD(P)H] activity
Source: RefSeq, a predicted model, not a curated record
UGUAAAUACUUUAAGGGGAAAAUAAUAAUAAUAAUAAAAGCUAAAGUAAAAGAAGAUGGGGCAUAUUCAGAAGUUAGAGACCCAUAUUCUACUAGACAGCACAGCAGUCCUCCUAUUUAGAAUUCCAUAACAAUGGCAGUCCAAGAAAGUUCAGAUCUUGAAAGCUUUGCUCAAAACCAGGUCCAGUCGGAUCAAGAUCAUCUUCCUCUAGUCCUCGUGCAUCGUCUUCCUUCCUUUGACAUCCCACUCACGCCCCUCUUACAAUCCCACUUCAUCGUUCUCGAUCCCCACCAUUCUUCUCACUCACCGCCAAACUCCUUCCUCUACUCCCAAGCUCAGUCCGUACGUGCCCUCGUCGUCUACGGUCCCUGCCCGCUCACCGCCGACACCAUUCGACUCCUACCUUCCUUGGAGCUCGUGGUUGCGACCUCCGCCGGCGUCGAUCAUAUUGACGUCUCCGAGUGCCGCCUCCGUGGCAUCACCGUCACCAAUGCCGGUGAUGCCUUCUCUGAGGAUGUAGCUGACUAUGCGGUCGCUCUGCUGGUCGGCGUUCUUCGUCGGUUAACGGCGGCUGACCGGUAUGUACGCUCUGGGCUGUGGCGAUUAAACGUAGAGUACCCACUUGGGUCCAAGAUAGGUGGAAAGCGAGUGGGGAUUGUUGGGCUUGGACGUAUUGGCUCCGAAGUUGCAAAAAGGCUUAUGGCAUUUGGCUGCAGCAUUGCUUACAACUCUAGGAAGAAAAAACCAUCCGUUCCAUACCCUUACUUUGCAAAUGUCUACGAUCUUGCCACAAACAGUGACGUUCUUGUAGUUUGUUGUGCGCUGACAUCUGCAACUCAUCACAUAAUUAGCAGAGAAGUUAUGAAAGCACUUGGAAAGGAGGGGGUGCUAAUCAACGUGGGACGUGGCGCUCUUGUAGAUGAGAAGGAGCUGUUUCAGUUUUUGACAAGAGGAGAAAUCGGUGGUGCAGGUCUUGAUGUGUUUGAGAACGAGCCCGAUGUGCCUAGAGAAUUAUUUACUCUGGAUAAUGUUGUACUGUCUCCACAUAAAGCUGUGUUGACACCAGAGUCCCUUGAGUCAGUGUUCCAACUGGUGUUAGCCAACUUGAAAGCUUUCUUUUCGAAUAAACCUUUAAUGUCAGUUGUGCAUCAAGAAUAAAGCAAACAACCUUAAGAC